AUGGUCCAAAUCUCUAAAAAACGUGUUCGUAGAAACACAAUUGUUUUAGAUAGUGGCUCAAAUUCGGUUAUAACUGCAUUACCGCCUGGUAAUACAGUAUCAACUACUAGCUCUCAAAAUGGUUUGAGUGCAGAUCUCACUCCUGUGAUACAGGUGAAAGAUGUUCUGUUAGAGAACUCUGAGUUCUGUAAACUAAACCUCCUUUUGAAAGAUAUGCAGAGGCAAGUAAGUGAAAUUCAGAAAAAAUUAGAUCAGUUUGAUAGUAUGUCACUGCCAAUCUCAAAUACCACGGAGAGCCGUUCUGAUAUUGGUCAGGUUAAGUGUUUACUGGAUGUAACUCAAAAUAAGCUUUUGAAUUUAGACCCAAUAGCCUGUCUUUUAGAAAGGCAUCCUAAAAUAUCUCCAGACAACCUAAAUAAAGCUGAAAAUCUGAUUGACUGCUUGGCUACGGAGGUGAUGAAGCGUAUAACCUCUUCUCACCAAGCUAUAGUUUACAACGUCCCAGAUUCUCUGCCCCUGAAAACUGUAAGACACAAAAUCCUGAUUUGUUGCGGCAUGGCUAGUGUUCCAUGUGAAUGCAAACGACUUCGUAAAAAGUCUAACCAGGCUAAUUGCCCAAUCAUUUUUAAAUUCAGUAAUUCCCUUGAUGCUAGUAAGUUUACUAAAUGUCAGGAUCACUUAAGACUGAAUAGCAGUUAUAAGUCUAUAACCGUAGCUCAGGAUAAAACACCGUGUCAGCGCAGAAUAAUGCGUAGUAAUAACCUGGUCACCUCCUCUAGCUUAGAUUUACCAAAAAAGGAUCGUGCACAGCAACAGACACCUAGUGCUGAAACUAGCAUUCAGCAAACUACACAACAACCACACCUGCCAAUGGAACUAGGAACUGAUUUAGAUACCAGUACCCCUGUAAAUAAAGCCUCAUCGAAAGAUGUUAAAAUGACUAGAACUUCUGCAAGUUGUUCUAAGAAAUUUCCCCCCAAACGUAGUAACCUCACCACGAUGAACAAAUUUCGCAGGGUUGAGACUAAUGAUGGGGAAGAAUACUUUGUAUUCAAUAAGCCUGCUGAGAGUAAGAAUGCCAACAAACCAUCACUUGUUACGAAAAACUCCUCUCGAAACAUAAGUAUAUCUGGAGGUGUUCCGCAUGCUCCACCUUAUAGAAAGUCAGGCUCCAAGACUCCUAAAGUCUUGCAGCCAAAGCACCUUCCUUCACAAUUCCCUUUAAGUUAUAAAAACAACCCGAAGGUGUAUACCGGUAUGACGAAUAGCAGUUGGAUGGGUAGACCUUCUGAUGCUAUGCCUUUUAACCGUCAACCUAGGCCCAACCUGUACUACCCUUAUAUCCAGGAACACAUGGUAAAUUUUCCAGGUGUCCCGAAUCACUGGUACGACCCAUGGCACCUAGGACCACCUCAUUGCACUCCAACCCGAUGUACAGACACCCAGUCCGACCUCCUUUUCAUUCAUAAAUUCUUGCGGUGCUGA
Messenger RNA from Trichobilharzia regenti, 1485 nucleotides. Lineage: Eukaryota; Metazoa; Platyhelminthes; Trematoda; Strigeidida; Schistosomatidae. The record is from the annotation of a GenBank genome assembly.